AAUUUUUUCCCUAAGCCAUUCCAUGGGAAAAGAAAUUUUCCUGAAGUCCUUGGAGAAAUCGUGCUAUUUUAAGGGUUUACGUCAUACAUUUACGAUUCGGCCCUUAAUUCUCUCCACUGCAUUCCCCUAAAACGGAUUCUGCAAGAAAAUACACCACAAUGAUAAUCACAUGGAGGACCGAAACGAAAGCGAAGAGUGUCCUGCAUGCGAGAGAGCGUCCACACGUCAGCCCACUUGGGGAGGGCACUGCUGCUUAAAAUGCUGUGAAUGUGACAGCCAAUAGUCCAGACUGCCAGCGUGAAGAAGGUGAUGGGAUAAUCCAAGCAAACCUGCAGAGAAAAUGAGAGCACAGAUAUUGUGCCCGCAGAAAGAAGACGGACACCGGUAAAAGGCGCAAACGGAGCCGGGCGCUCUCAUCUACAAGUGACUGACCGAUUCUCCGAGACAUCCAGGGCGCACACCGACAGGGGAGAAACCGAGGACGGACCGUGGUUCCAGUGCCAUUACCCUCCAGGGGGGAAAGAUGACAGUGGUGCCCUCAGAUAAUCUGGAUGAGACUGUGGCACUUGCAGCCCUGUCCCAAGAUGUCUAUGAUCCCCAACAGGCGGACCAAGAAUGCUGCGAGAGGGUGGUCAUCAACAUCUCCGGGCUACGCUUCGAGACACAACUUAAAACCCUUGCCCAGUUCCCCAACACCUUGCUGGGGGACCCGAGAAAAAGAAUGCGUUUUUUUGAUCCGCUAAGAAAUGAAUACUUCUUUGACAGAAAUCGACCCAGCUUUGAUGCCAUCCUCUAUUAUUACCAAUCUGGAGGACGGCUUAGGAGACCCGUGAACGUACCCGUGGACAUAUUUAUGGAGGAAAUUAAAUUCUACGAAUUGGGAGAGGAAGUCAUCGAAAAUUUCAAGGAAGACGAAGGGUUCAUCAAAGAAGAAGAACGUCCUUUGCCAGAAAACGAAUUUCAGCGUCAGGUCUGGCUCUUGUUUGAAUAUCCCGAGAGUUCAGGACCAGCCAGGGGAAUUGCAAUAAUUUCUGUUCUUGUGAUCUUGAUUUCAAUUGUGAUUUUCUGCUUGGAAACCCUGCCGGAGUUCAGGGAGGAAAACAGAUAUCCCGAGGAUUUCCUUCAUGUGAACGGGACUACUCACAUGAAGAAGCCAAAUCCGUUCACAGACCCUUUCUUCAUAGUUGAAACACUGUGCAUCAUCUGGUUUUCUUUCGAGCUGUUGGUGAGGUUCUUUGCCUGCCCCAGCAAGCCCGCCUUCUUCAAAAACAUUAUGAAUACCAUCGAUAUCGUUGCAAUUAUGCCCUAUUUCAUCACGCUGGGUUUGGAGCUCGCAGAACAUCAAGGGAACGGGCAACAAGCGAUGUCUUUGGCAAUACUGAGGGUGAUUCGUCUGGUGCGUGUCUUUAGGAUCUUCAAGCUCUCCAGGCACUCGAAGGGUCUGCAGAUCCUUGGAAAGACCCUCCAGGCUAGCAUGAGAGAACUGGGUCUCUUGAUAUUCUUCCUUUUCAUCGGGGUCAUCUUGUUUUCAAGCGCGGUGUACUUUGCUGAGACCGAUGACCCAGAGUCGGGAUUCAGCAGUAUCCCCGAUGCUUUCUGGUGGGCUGUGGUGUCCAUGACUACUGUGGGCUACGGGGACAUGUGCCCAGUCACAAUCGGCGGCAAAAUAGUGGGUUCGUUGUGUGCUAUUGCCGGUGUACUUACCAUCGCUCUGCCCGUCCCUGUGAUCGUCUCAAAUUUCAACUAUUUCUACCACAGAGAAACGGAGCACGAGGAGCAAUUUGAGUACACGCAUGUAACAUGUGGACAGCAGCAGCCCUCGUUUGGAGAAUUCAAGAAGAGUGACAGCAAGCCUUCCCUUGCGAAAUCCGACUACCUGGAUUCAGACGAUUACGAUGCAUUCAAAUUUACAAACUGUAGCCCAAACAAAGUGUACACGGGCAAGCUGACUGAUGUAUGACUGUUCACCACAGCAGAAAUGAAGUAGAGAAACAUGCGUUUCUGAGACGGAAGGCCAGCCUAUGUUCCAUAUCUCCCCUACGAAAUCCACAGAUUAUGAAGAGAAACAUGCUCUCGACGACGCCCCCAACCCCCCCUCCCCCCCCAGAAAAAGACUUGCCAUCUGGCAAAAGACCUUGAUUCACUUUAUUUUUCCUCUUUGCGGAGAAGCUAGCAGACAGUCUGCUAGCAUUAGCCAGCGUUAAUGUCACAAGAGGCCCAGGCUGUGAGAUGCUCUCAUGUCUGGCUUGGAUUAUUGACCGUGUGUCGAUCCCGACGAUAAGGCCAGGUGGGCCGGGGAUGAUGGCCGCAACCAGGACGUGCAGCGAGGAGCGAGCAGGGACAUGCCGAGAAAGUUACUUGGAUCAGCGAGCACGUGCAUUACUUGCUGAACAUGAAAACCCUUAGAAAACCGUCUGGGAGAAGAAGAGGAGCGAUGGGAGACAGCGGGGGGCUGUCAGAAUACGCUGUACAUUGCAGAUUAUGUGCUGUACCAAAACAUACUGCAUGCUUGAGAAGUAGGGCAUGUAAACAGGUGAAAACUAAAGUUCUUGUUCUGUGACAGUAACUCAAAACUGCACCAAUAGCAAAAGUCUAUCUUGUGGGAACAAGUCAUUGAUAGAUAUGUAUACAUAUGACAAACAUAUAUAUAGAUAGAUUCAUUAUGACGCUUGAGAUGUGAGGUUAACAUUGUCGAAUCUAUUUUUUUAAUUAUCAUGUGUUUUCUACGAUGGUAUUUGAUUUGACAGCUGACUUGUUUUAAAGUUUCAAACAUUUUCUUUGCGACGUGAUUAUGUUUUUAAUUUGUCUGGAUGAAGUGGCAGGUUGUCAGGGGGUGGGGGGGGGGGGGGAUCGCAGUGUGACUUAAGGGAACCCUUUCCUGCACGUGAAUGUUGCUGCGGGAAACUGCAGAAGCACGGACACGCCGUGGGCGUUUGGCACCGCAAGCAGUUGAUUUUGCAAUAUUUUAUAGCUGUUAUUACUAUGAUCUGAAUGCUGUAUCACUGUUAUCGAAGACAUCUACCUCAGCGUGCAUGUUCCAUUUUCAAAGGAAGCUUUAACCUGAUGCGUGUUGGCCGAAGCAGACAGUCGUACCCACUAUACUAAAUCUGCAGUUAUAUGGGCGAUUUAUCAUUUAUCAUAUAUGAUACCCACAUGAACAUAUUAGAAGUCAGGCAGAGGUACUGAUAAUAAGCCAUGCAUGAAAUGAAGUGUUCUGCAGCACUUCUGUGGGGUACGACCCUUUAAACAGACAGCUGGUAGGCAGGUACGGCUCCGAUAUGCAAACACGCGUCUGGCAGUCAGCAGGCGUUGGUGGAGGCUAAAUAUGAAAAACGCCUCCACAUCCUGAUUGCGCGCUAAC
Messenger RNA from Brienomyrus brachyistius, 3361 nucleotides. Its product is annotated as shaker-related potassium channel tsha2-like. The record is from RefSeq and is a predicted model, not a curated record. The transcript is spliced from 4 exons. Bases 524 to 1960 code for a protein of 478 amino acids. Lineage: Eukaryota; Metazoa; Chordata; Actinopteri; Osteoglossiformes; Mormyridae. Gene Ontology annotation, molecular function: delayed rectifier potassium channel activity; protein binding. Gene Ontology annotation, biological process: protein homooligomerization; potassium ion transmembrane transport. Gene Ontology annotation, cellular component: voltage-gated potassium channel complex; membrane.